This is a messenger RNA of Psylliodes chrysocephalus, 4713 nucleotides long. The record is from the annotation of a GenBank genome assembly. NCBI's taxonomy places the organism in Eukaryota, Metazoa, Arthropoda, Insecta, Coleoptera, Chrysomelidae.
AUGACGCCAUUUACUUCCUCAUUGAAAACAUUUCAAAACGUCUCGAAAAAAUGACUAACAAGAUCAUUUGUCAAUUGUCAAAUAAGUCAUGAUGACAUAAACAAGUGAAAUUCAAAAUAAAAAAAAUUGUUGCUCAAAAAUUCAUUUUAAAUCGAGUCAUAGGAUAAAUAUGGAUAAUGAAAGAAGUUCGCCUAUUCAAGAAGACUCAGAUAACUCUGGUGAUAAUUUAGAAAUCGUAAUCGAAAAUGUGACAAGAAAGAGAAAACAGCCUCCUACGCCAACAGCUUCAGAAAAACGUAUCAUUGAAAGUAUAGAAGAUGAAUUGGAAAAGCGGUUAGAUGAAAAAGCUUUAAAGACUAAUCUAAAUGCCGUGCACGUAAAAAAUAUUAUCAAGCAUGUGGUUACCAAUGAAUAUGUGUUACAUUUAAUCAGGAAUGUUGAAAAUUCAGCAAGGGACCCUGAGGGUUCGGGUCUCGUAUUCGAACCCAAAUUAACCCGUUCUAAAGCAAAAGAGUUAUGUUCUUCUCUUGACACAUUACCUUCCGUGUCGUGGACUUCUCCAAAACCAAUAUCUGAAGUACAAGCAUUAUUUACAGAAGAUUUGCAAGAGGAUUCUUCAGGAGAUGAGUAUGUUCCAGGUAUUGGUGAUGAAGAAGGGGAAAAAGAAGAUGAGAGUGAAGAUGACCGGGAUAGCUCCUCAAUUUUCAGUGAUCCACCUUCUGUUGAGCCUCCUACCCCACCACCUGCACCAAGUUGUAGUGAUUCAUGUACCCAAACUAAUUGGACUGACGAUGGAAUAUUUAAAAUACCAUCCCUUCCAAGAGAUAAGGAAGAAACGACAGAUGAUGCAAACAUUGCUUUGCGAACUAGGUCAAAACUUUGUUUGAGUUCAACUCCUUUGGAGGAAAUAGAAGAAGCAUUUGUGCCUCCUGAUAUAACCACUGACAUGUAUGAAAUGGAAUGCGAUAAUGAAGAUUGGAUGAAUUUUCUAAAAACAUUCACCAGGCCUCUAGAUGAGAUCGUUAAGGCUCCAGAGGAGGAAGAUUUAGAUCCUGAGUAUAAUGUUCUAGCUGAUGAAGAGAUUGAUAAACCUGAUAAAGAAGAGUUAAGAGUUGACAAGGCUGUAAAAGUUAGCAGGAAGGAAUUAAAUGAUCUAAUGGCAGAACUCUAUGAAUUUUGCACAACUGAGCAAGCUUAUCUUAACACUAUGGAAGAUGAUGAGGAUAAAGGUGAAUCACAAUUUUCUCUUAGUCAGUUGACAAACACUACAUUGGAAACUUCAGAACUUAAUAAUUCUACAAUUGUUCCAGAUGAAACAUCAAUCACUGAAAAAAUCAAUAAAACUGAGACCACUAAUAUGUUUUGUGGUAUUCAAAUUUCUUUGCUUGAACAGCAGUUGAGACAACAUGUUCAAAUAUUGACUCAAAAUUAUUUAUUGACUUAUCAACAUCCAGAACUACAUUCCCAUUCAAGACAAUUGAAGGAAUAUUUGCUCAACCUUAAGUUUCUUGCUGGUGAUAAACAUACAUCUUUGUUUCGCACUUUAAAUUUGGAAAGUGCAAUAAACAUGAUCAAUUAUUAUGAUAAUUUAGUUUCUAGUGAUGUGGAAGAAGUAAAAGAAAUGAAAUUGCAUGUUGAAAGAGUAAUAUUUGAAUCGUUGAAAAAUAAACAGACCGGAAACGAAUAUAUUGUAACCUUCCCUGAACUAAUACUGAAAACUAUUUCAAACAGUGACAUAUUUUUGUAUCCGUCACUACUACCAAAAAUACCCUUCAAGACAGAACGAUUUUUCAAAAACUUUGUUUUCUUUUCAGAAUCAGAAAGCCAACUAAUAGCUAUGGGUUUGGAACAGUUUAUACCAAUAGCAUGUGAUGAAUUAGUAAAAGUCAAACAUAAACAUAAGCUGUUAAAGGUUGUUUCUGAGUACAUACAUGAAUACAUGUUGCCAAUCAAACAACCUCAUCAGAUUUUAAGGAAAAUCACGCAAUCUAACUUUACUAGAUGUGCUGAUAAUCCGAUUAAGUAUUAUUUCAAAAACGAAAAAGCACCAGUUUGUAUUCAGUAUGUUAUUCCUUUAGAGCAAUUGAAAGUAUUACCACCGUGUCAAAGAAAACCUGAAGAAUUGCCUCAUCAAUGGAAAAAUUAUAUUUAUCCACCAAAUAAAAAUUCUGCGAUUUCACCGAUAAGUACAUUUUUGGUGCAGCCGAUAACAAUAUCAACGAGUAAUAUACAGAAAACUCUGUUUUGCAAAGGACCAAUAUCUUCCUCUACUCCAGUUUGUCCUAAGAAAAGAGUAUCCAGAAUAAAAAGAGUAUCAAGAAGACGACAAUUAAUAAAACAGUCUAAUUGUUCUAAAUAUGACCCAAUAACAAAAUUUGUUAAAUGUAUAGGUAAAGUAUCCUCAAUUGAUAAAGUAUUAGAUUUAUUUUCAUUGGAUACAACACAUGAUUGUGAUGUUAAUAUUUCCAUCCACUCUAAAAUAGAAGAAAUUGAUAAAAUCAAUGAAACAGCGAGCCCUGGAAAGGAUAUUCAAGAUAAAAAUACAUUUGUAGAAAACAAAAUUAUCAAUAAACUAAGUCCAUAUCCCCCAAUGUUUCCUUCAAUGCCAAGUUUAUUUACCCCUGUCAAGAUUAAUUCACAGGAUGAAGAAGAAGACAAGGGUAUUCCUGUCAAAAGGGACAUAUCUUUAGAAAUUUCAGAAGAAGGAAUUACAAGCUUUCCAUCAUGUAGUUCUUUAAAUAUUUCAACUAAAACUUCAGAUUCCAGUGUUAAACAAGAUGUUAGCAUUCAAGAAACUAAAGUGGAGGCUACACUGAAGGACAAUCAAGAUGAUAUAAAUGCACUGUUGCUUGCAAGUUCUACUGUUAAAUCUACAAUCAAAAAAGAAAUUUCCGGCGCUGAUAAGAAAAAAGCCAAACAGAAAAAGGAAUUUCUAGCCAAUUUAAGCAUUUCCACUCCUGAAAGUAGAGAAAUUGAAAAACAAAAAAAUGAAAUGUUUGCCCUCGCUUAUUAUGAUAAGAUGCGCGAGACUCUGGAAAUCGAAUCUUACCACAAAGUAAUGCAAAUUCUAAACGAUUAUGAAGAAGGUGAUGCAGUAGAUCUUUACCGCAAAGUCGAAGUUAUUUUGAGACCCAAAUACAAAGAUCUAGCCGACGAAUUUCUUCUCUUUCUCAGAGAAAGAGAAGCCGCUGCUGUCGGACGAUUGAUACCUUGGAUCAGAAUGAAUAAUAGAUCAAAAUUUUUAAGAAAAUUGGAAAUUUUCUUCAAGGAUCAACCGUCCCAAUUAAAAAAGAUAUAUCAUUCUUUGACGGAAUUAUCACAAACAGUGGGCGUUUCAAUGGAAAAAAUCAAAACUACUUUGUUACCCAUGUUUAAGGGAAACGCGGUAAUAACGGAUUUGUUUUUACAAAACUUCAUGGAUGAAACUCCUCCUCCAAGUUUACUGGACGGUCCUUACGAGAACUUUGAUGUUAACAAAGAAAUGGCUAGGCCAGCCAAUGAAGAAUCUUUUGAAACGAUAGCAGUACCUGAUGUAUUUGAUAAAUAUGGCAAUCUCACUUGUAUCUGCAGUUGUCAUGAAAUAGAGGAUGCUGAAUUCAAGUCUAGAUACAGGCAUUGCACUAGAUGUGGUACAAAAUUCAUAAAUGGCAAAGUUUAUAUGGCAACUGGACGAGGAUUGAGACCAGCUAGAGUAUCAUUUUUAACAAGUCCAAAUGCAGAUCAUCAUUCAAGAUUAGCAGACAAAUCUUUGCUAAGCUUUAUUCAAAGAAAAAAGAGAUUGGACAGUAGUCCAUCUAAAACUAGUACGUCAUCUGCUAAGGAAAACCCGGAUGAGGAUACUGACGAAGAUGGAGAUAAAAAGAAAAAACCGAAACGGAAGCCGCCACAAAGAAGGACGAAAAAACAAAAAUCCACAGAAGAAACGGUAAAAGAACCACGAAAGUCGCCUGGAACCGGCAAGGGCAAAAACUUAAACAAAGAAUUCAAACAAACCACCCCGCGAAAAAGAGCAAAUUCCUUGAAAAAAAAUGCAACUAAAAAUGUUAAAACUGAACCAGUUAAAACUGAAAUAGAACAGCAAAAUGAAACGGAAUUAAAAGAACAUAAUGAACUGAAGUUAGAGGAUCAUAUUGAGAACGAAUUGGAACAACACAAUGAGACAGAACUAGAACAUAUUGAAGAAGCAGAAAUGGAAGAGCACGUAGAAGUGGAGGAAAAUAAAAGCUACUUGAAACCGGGUUCGAGUGAAGGUCAACAGAAGAGGUUACAUGAAGAAUCAUGUGAAGAAGGUGCUGGAGAGUCCUCAAAUGAAAUUAAACCGGGAAGCCCCGAACAACACACAGCAGAGUCAGAAAGUGAAUUUUGUGAGGAAUCAUCCCAAGAUAACUGUGAAUCGGACAGUAACUCCAGUACAACAUCUACUCCCAAAAGUUACGCCGAGAUGCUUGAACAAAAUUCUUCGUGGAAACGGGAAGAAGAUAAAAUUAUUUUGGAAGUAUUUCAAACGGAAAAUGAUAAAGAUCAUGCUUUUGUGGCCAUUGCGAAUCAAUUGUCGAACAGGACUGUAGAUGAAAUUAAAUCCAGGUUUGACACUUUGAUGGAUUUAUUGAUGAAAACUGUGGAAGAUCAUAGAGACUGAUUUUUGUGGUUGUGGUCAGUGUUUUAGCUCUUAAGUUUAAACUAUUGUAUAUAUUUAAAAUAAAUUAUUUUUUU